GGGAGGGGGCACCCUCAGCACCCCCUAUUUUUGGGAAGGAGCCGCUGCGGGGGCGCCGUAGCUGGGAUUGGGGGUGGGUGUUGGGGGGGGGGCGCAUUCCCGCAUCCCCCAUCCCCCCGGGAAGGCGGUGCGGGAGCGGCCGCCCAUCCCUCGCCCCCCCUGCGCCAUCCCCACUCCUCCUCCUUCCUCCUCCUCCUCCUCCUCCUCCUCCCGCUCCGUCACCGCGGGGGCCAGGCCUGAGCUUCAUCGUCAUCGUCAUCAUCUUCCUCUGUGUGGUUCCCCCCCCAUCCACCCACCCAUCCAUCCCAAAAUCCCGCCGAGCCCGGCGCUUCCAUGGUGCGGGAAGGCGGCAUGGCCCGGACCCCCUACAGCUCCACGCAGGACAUCCAGAUGGACGUCUUGGACAACGCCGCGCUCCAGGGCAAGUACAGCAGGCGCAAGAGCCGCUUCAAGCGCUCGGACGGCAGCACCUCCUCCGACACCACCUCCAACAGCUUCGUCCGGCAGGGCUCGGCUGAGUCCUACACCAGCCGCCCCUCGGACUCGGAUGUGUCGCUGGAGGAGGACCGGGAGGCGCUGCGCAAGGAGGCCGAGCGCCAGGCCAUGGCUCAGCUGGAGAAAGCCAAGACGAAGCCGGUGGCGUUCGCCGUGCGCACCAACGUGGGCUACAACCCUUCGGCCGGGGACGACGUGCCCGUGCAGGGCAUGGCCAUCUGCUUCGAGCCCAAGGACUUCCUGCACAUCAAGGAGAAGUACAACAACGACUGGUGGAUCGGGCGGCUGGUGAAGGAGGGCUGCGAGGUGGGCUUCAUCCCCAGCCCCGUCAAGCUGGAGAACAUGCGGCUGCUGCAGGAGCAGAAGAUGAGGCAGAACCGCCUGAGCUCGAGCAAAUCGGGUGACAACUCCAGCUCCAGCCUGGGCGAUGUGGUGACGGGGACCCGCCGGCCCACCCCCCCUGCCAGCGGUGGCCUGGACAUGCCUAGCUUUGCCUUUGACCCCGAUGAGUUAGAGGAGGAGGAGGCCGUGGAGACGCCGCGCUCCCCUAAGAGUAGCGUGAGCAGCGUCACCACCCCCCCCGCCCACAGCAAGCGCAUCCCCUUCUUUAGGAAGACCGAGCACGUGCCCCCGUACGACGUGGUGCCCUCCAUGCGCCCCAUCAUCCUCGUGGGGCCCUCGCUGAAGGGCUAUGAGGUGACGGACAUGAUGCAGAAGGCGCUGUUCGACUUCCUGAAGCAUCGCUUCGAUGGCCGGAUCUCCAUCACGCGGGUCACAGCCGACAUCUCCCUGGCCAAGCGCUCCGUGCUCAACAACCCCAGCAAGCACACCAUCAUCGAGCGCUCCAGCACCCGCUCCAGCCUGGCCGAGGUCCAGAGCGAGACCGAGCGCAUCUUCGAGCUGGCCCGGACGCUGCAGUUGGUGGCCCUGGACGCCGACACCAUCAACCACCCGGCGCAGCUGGCCAAGACCUCGCUGGCGCCCAUCAUCGUCUACAUCAAAAUCGCCUCCCCCAAGGUGCUGCAGCGGCUGGUGAAGUCCAGGGGGAAGUCCCAGGCCAAGCACCUCAACGUGCAGAUGGUGGCCUCGGACAAGCUGGCACAGUGCCCACCUGAGAUGUUCGACAUCGUGCUGGACGAGAACCAGCUGGAGGAGGCCUGCGAGCACCUGGCCGAGUACCUGGAGGCCUACUGGAAGGCCACGCACCCGCCCAGCAGCAACCCCCCGAACCCGCUGCUGAACCGCACCAUGGCCACGGCCGCGCUGGCCGCCAGCCCCGCGCCCGUCUCCAACCUCCAGGCUCCGUACCCGGAGGGGGAGCACGGCCGCCUCCGGCAGGGCCCGGGGGACUCGGGGGGCCGCGGGCAGGGCAGGGCCCCCCCGCCGCCCGCCCGCCCGGGCCCCCCCCGCAGCCUGGCCCGCCAGGACACCUUCGACUCCGAGGCUCCGGGCAGCUGGGACUCGGCCGGCACGGAGCCCGGCGAUUCCUGCUGCAUGGACAUCGAGAUGGACCCCGUCGAGGAGGAGCCGCCGGGCACCCCCGGGGCCGCCCCCCAGCGCCCCCCCGGCUCCUGGGACGGGGCCGAGCCCGGGCGGGAGGGCCGGGGGCUGCGGGGCCGAGCCAAGGGCCAGGAGCCCCUGGGCCAGAGUGACGGGGAGGGCUGGGGCCGGGACGUUUACAUGCGUUAGGAUGAGGGGGUGCGGGCGGGGGGCCCCCCCCACCCAGCGCUGGUUUUGGGGUGCGGGACAGCCCCGCUGGUUGCCUUUGUGCCCCCCCGAGCCCGGCCAGCAGUGCCGCGGGGAGCCCCCGCCGUGCCCUGGGGGCUCCCCCUGCCCCGCUCUUUGCUGAGUGGGGGGGGGGUCUCCCCCUGCCGCAGCCCCCCAGCAUCUCGCGGUGCCUCGGGGCCUCCCUGCCCGGCAGGGACAGCAAGUGACCAAAGGGGACCCGGCGUGUCCCCGUCCCCCCAGGCGCGGGGUGGGGGCCGUGCCCCCCUCCCCAGCCCUGCCCGCCGGGUGCCCCCCGUUUCUCCAUGGUGCUCUCGGCCACCCGGCUGCGGGGACCCCCGGAGCUGGCCGUGGCGGUGGGAGGGGGGGGGGUCCCUGCCAGCUGCCCCCCACCCCAGCAGUGCCUGGCACGGCCCCCAGAGCCCCCGGCCCUGCCGGGGGGGUGCAUGCGUGUGCGGUGUGUGCGGGGCUCUGGGGGCUCCCCGCUGCCCCAGGCUGUGCCCCCCGAGGUGCUGCCUGCCCGAGGGGGGUGGGGGGGGGGGUCUGCAUGUGUUUGCCUUGGAGGGGCUCUGCCUGAAUUGGGGGGGUGGGGGGGGGGAGUGAAUCUGAGCCAGUUUUGGGGGUCUAACCUGUGCUAACAGCUGCCCAGCCCUGGCCUGCCGGGGGGGGUCCCGCUGUCCUGGCACCGCCAGGCCCCGGCCCCCCUUUCCCCAGCCCCCCUCCCUUCCCGUUCCAACCCCCCCGCCGUGCCUGUCCACGCUCGCCCUGUCCAGCCGUGUCCGUCUGUCCGUCUGUCCGUGAGCCUCUGUCCCCCCCCCCCCCCGCACCCCGGGGCACUGCCUUGUCCUGUGCCCGCCCCGGGGCGUUCCCUGUGCCCCUCAGCUCGGCGGGGUGACCACACCAGGGUGGCCUGGGGACACCCCAAGUCCAGCCCUCACCGCGGGACGGGGCUUGUCCCACUGGUGGGGCGGCCCCUUGCCCCCCCACCCCCACCCCUGGGGGCAAUGCUGGGGGUCCCCGGGGUCACUGCCUUACCCAGACCACCAGCCCGGGUCGGGGGGCUUGGGGGCACCCAGCUCUGCCGCUGCCAAGCCGCCACCCACGUGUGCCUCAGUUUCCCCCUUUUUUUUGGGGGGGUGGGGGGGGGGGGACUCGGUGUCACUGCCUGCCAAGUGCUUUGAGCCCCCCCUGCCCCAGUGCUCGCUCCCGUGGCGGCCAAAAUCUGGGCAGUGGGGCCCCCCCCGGCCCCCCCGCGGGGCAGAGGGACGUCCCGUAUUUAUGUCACUUCACAAACUUUUAAUUUAAAGACCCGACAAAAAAUGUAUUUUAUUUAUUUAUUCUCGUUGGCGUGUGUGUGUGUGUCGGGGGGGGGGAACUCGCCCCGCUCGCUUGGUUCUUUGUAAUAAACAUUUCGGUGAGACCUGC
This is a messenger RNA of Vidua macroura (Pin-tailed whydah), 3645 nucleotides long. It is a transcript of the gene CACNB1, whose product is annotated as calcium voltage-gated channel auxiliary subunit beta 1. NCBI's taxonomy places the organism in Eukaryota, Metazoa, Chordata, Aves, Passeriformes, Viduidae. The transcript is spliced from 14 exons. The coding region runs from base 334 to 2184 and encodes 616 amino acids. The record is from RefSeq and is a predicted model, not a curated record. Gene Ontology annotation, molecular function: protein binding; high voltage-gated calcium channel activity. Gene Ontology annotation, cellular component: voltage-gated calcium channel complex. Gene Ontology annotation, biological process: neuromuscular junction development; chemical synaptic transmission; regulation of voltage-gated calcium channel activity.